UUCAUUUAGCUGCCGCUAAGAGUAGAGUUCAGUCAGCUCGAAAGACUACUAUACCUCGGUUAGAGCUCUGUGGAGCUCUACUGUCGGCACGACUUACAAAAAAGGUGAAUAAGGCGCUCAGUUUGUACAGGGUCAUUGACCGGGUGGUAUUCUGGUGUGACUCUACCAUUGUUAUUAGUUGGAUUAAAACAGAGUCUUCAAAGCUUAAGGCUUAUAUUAGGAACAGAGUGGACGAGAUAGCUGAAUGUUCUGAUCCUUUGUCAUGGCGUUACGUGCCUACAGCUCUCAAUCCAGCCGAUAUAGGGUGUAGAGGCCUCGAUGCCACUCAGCUUCUGCACGAGCAGAGGUGGUGGUCCGGCCCGUCUUUCCUUAAAUACGACGAGUCAACAUGGCCAGAGAAUCCUGUAAAAAUAAAGGAAGAAUUACUACCUGAGGUAAAUAAAAGAAAUUUAGCUUCGUCCAUUCCUUGCGAUGUCGCACUGUCAUCUCAAGUAACUUCCAGCGUCUCUAGUGAGAUGGGAAAUUGGAUAGAAAGGUUUUCAAAUUUUUGCAAACUACAGAGAGUCAUGGCAUAUAUUCAGCGCUUCUUAUAUAACUGCCGUCACUCACACAAUAAAUACACUGGACAUCUAACAGUCAAGGAACUUGUGUCCUCUAAUCAAACAUUAUGUAAAUUAGCACAAAUGGAAAUAUUUCCUAAAGAAUAUUCCACUUUAUCAAAAAAUAAUAACUUACCUGCAAAAAAUUGUUUACAGAAUAUGCGACCGUUUAUGCAUAAUGACGGUCUGAUACGCGUCGGAGGACGACUAUCAAAUUCGGAAUAUUGUUACGAUACCAAGCACCCUAUCAUACUUCAUGCUUCACACCAUCUUACGAAAUUAAUCUUCCAACACUAUCACAUACUCACUAUGCAUGCGGGACCACAGCAUUUAUUAUCCACUAUUCGUCAAAAAUACUGGCCAAUCGCAGGUCGUAAUCUAGCAAGAAAAACAGUUCAUGAUUGUAUUAAGUGCUGUCGUUUCGCAGGUAGAUCAAUCCAACCAGUCAUGGGUAACUUGCCAAAGGAACGUCUUUCUAUGACGUAUCCGUUCUUAAAUGUAGCAGUCGAUUACGCAGGCCCAAUCUUGAUUGCUGACAAGAAAGGUAGAGGGUGCAAAUUAAUUAAAUCGUGGAUUUGCGUUUUUGUUUGUCUGGCGGUAAAGGCUGUACACGUUGAGCUGGUGACAGACUUGUCAAAAGAUGGCUUCCUCGCAGCGCUGCAGAGAUUCGUUGCUCGUAGGGGAAAGCCUGGCUAGGUUCUUGAAGGCGAGUGGUGAGGAGAUAGGUGUCUCGGCAUCAGAGUUAGCGAUUAAUUUUAAAUUUUCUCCCGCGUAUUCACCACACUUUAACGGCUUAGCAGAAGCAGCAGUAAAGUCGAUUAAGCAUCAUCUAAAAAGAGUUUUAACACUUACCAAUUUAACAUACGAAGAAAUGUACACUCUAUUAGUAGGGAUAGAAGGCAUACUCAAUUCUAGGCCCAUAACUCCUCUUUCUUCCGAUCCCACUGACCUAAUCCCACUUACACCGUCCCAUUUCCUGAUCGGAAGAACAAUGACCAAUAUUCCAGAGCAAAUAGAUGAUCAGAGGCCAUUACACCUACAGACUAGAUAUGAAAGAAUAAGCACAUUAAAGGGCCACUUCUGGAAACGAUUCUACAAGGAAUACUUUGCUGAGCUGCAAUGCCGCCAAAAAUGGAAAGGUGAUCACAGUCAACUUCAUCUAGGCGAGAUGGUGUUGGUCAAGGACGAUCGAUUGCCUCCGAACCGCUGGCUGCUUGGACGUGUGGUCCACCUCUACCCUGGCUCAGAUGGCAUCGCGCGAGUAGCAGACAUCCAGACGACCUCAGGGACUCUACGGCGCGCCUACAACCGGCUCUGCCCGCUACCUGUUUUGGAAUCUUCGCUUCCAACGGGGCCAGCAUGUGAAGUAGCAGCAAACUUAAGUUAAUAAAAUAAUAUGUGAAGUGGCAACACCGCGCUUCCGCCCGGCGUAGGCGCCAUCUUUCAUGUCUUGCAUUUUGACAUUGACCUUUUCGUUUCCGCGCUCUGGCUGGUACUUGUGCCAGCCAGAGCGCCGCGUGUGAACUCUCUCUCUCUU
Messenger RNA from Aricia agestis (brown argus), 2136 nucleotides. RefSeq lists its product as uncharacterized. Gene Ontology annotation, molecular function: nucleic acid binding. The record is from RefSeq and is a predicted model, not a curated record. The coding region runs from base 1240 to 1986 and encodes 248 amino acids. The transcript is spliced from 2 exons. Gene Ontology annotation, biological process: DNA integration. NCBI's taxonomy places the organism in Eukaryota, Metazoa, Arthropoda, Insecta, Lepidoptera, Lycaenidae.